Pongo pygmaeus (Bornean orangutan) is the source of this 2073-nucleotide messenger RNA. RefSeq names its product spermatogenic leucine zipper 1 (gene SPZ1). Gene Ontology annotation, cellular component: nucleus. Lineage: Eukaryota; Metazoa; Chordata; Mammalia; Primates; Hominidae. The coding region runs from base 445 to 1737 and encodes 430 amino acids. The transcript has a single exon. Gene Ontology annotation, molecular function: DNA-binding transcription factor activity. The record is from RefSeq and is a predicted model, not a curated record.
CAACCUAGAAAUUAAGGAGGGGAAGAGCUGUUGUAGAGCUCUUUCUAGCAUGAGGAGUAGGGGUAGCUCAAGGUUGAUUUUGAUGCAGGAGUCACUGGGCAGGAAUUUAAGAGGCUUCCAUUGUGACACAAAGGAGACAGACACUAUGGAUAGGCCACAAUGGUGCAGUGACAAAAUAAAGACCUGGUUGCUAGGGCCAGAGAAUAAACACCGGGUGCCUAGAGGAGAAGAGAUGGAGCCCCAGCCCUGGUCCCCUUUCCCACCCUUCCUCCCCACAAGGCUGUCUGAGAUGCCACCUUCCACCUAAACAUCAUCUCCCAAAUUUUAAUCCUUAACUUUGGUCUCUGACUUCUGUUUGAUUCCACAGUCUCCACCCACAUUUGCACAAAGGACCAUCACCUGUCCUUCCUGGAAUCUCUAAAGUUUUCUGCUUUCCUUCUGCUGAUGGCCAGCUCUGCUAAGUCAGCUGAGAUGCCCACCAUCUCCAAAACCCUUAACCCUACUCCUGAUCCUCAUCAAGAAUAUCUGGACCCUAGGAUUACCAUUACCUUAUUCGAAAUUGGAUCACUUUCCCCUUCCUCCUGGGGCUCUCUCCCUUCCCUAAAGAAUAGCAGCCAUCAAGUUACAGAAAAACAGACUGCACAGAAGUUUAACAAUCUCUUGAAAGAAAUUAAAGAUAUUCUUAAAAAUAUGGCAGGUUUUGAAGAGAAGAUCACAGAAGCAAAAGAACUUUUUGAGGAAACCAAUAUUCCUGAGGAUGUGUCAGCCCACAAAGAAAAUAUCAGAGGACUUGACAAAAUCAAUGAAAUGUUAUCAACAAACCUGCCUGUUAGUUUAGCCCCAGAGAAAGAAGAGAAUGAAAGGAAACAGGAGAUGAUAUUGGAAACCAAUAUUCCUGAGGAUGUGUCAGCCCACAAAGAAAAUAUCAGAGGACUUGACAAAAUCAAUGAAAUGUUAUCAACAAACCUGCCUGUUAGUUUAGCCCCAGAGAAAGAAGACAAUGAAAAGAAACAGGAGAUGAUAAUGGAAAACCAGAACUCUGAGAACACAGUACAAGUUUUUGCAAGAGAUUUGGUAAAUCGUUUAGAAGAAAGAAAAGUCCUUAAUGAAACUCAACAAAGUCAGGAAAAAGCAAAAAACAGACUUAAUGUUCAAGAAGAAACUAUGAAAAUUAGGAACAACAUGGAGCAGUUACUACAGGAAGCAGAACACUGGAGUAAACAACAUACUGAGCUCAGUAAACUGAUAAAAUCCUAUCAGAAAUCUCAGAAAGACAUAAGUGAAACUCUUGGAAAUAAUGGAGUCGAUUUCCAAACCCAGCCAAAUAAUGAAGUGUCAGCUAAGCAUGAGCUGGAGGAACAGGUAAAGAAACUGAGCCAUGACACCUAUUCAUUGCAGUUGAUGGCAGCUUUGCUAGAGAAUGAAUGCCAAAUCUUACAGCAGAGAGUAGAGAUUCUCAAGGAACUCCAUUAUCAGAAACAGGGAACUCUGCAAGAGAAGCCAAUUCAGAUAAACUAUAAACAGGACAAGAAAAAUCAGAAGCCAUCAGAAGCAAAGAAAAUAGAAAUGUAUAAGCAGAACAAGCAAGAAAUGAAGGGUACAUUUCGGAAAAAAGACAGAUCCUGUAGAAGCCUGGAUGUUUGUCUUAAUAAGAAAGCUUGCAAUACCCAGUUCAAUAUUCAUGUUGCAAGAAAAGCUCUUAGGAGAAAAAUGAGGUCAGCUAGCAGCCUAAGAUAGAAAAUACCAAAAGCAGACGAAAAGGUGAAUACUUAAAAAACUACGUCUGUUACAUCCAACUUGUCAGGCAUGAUCAAUCAUCAAACCUGGGGCAGAUCUGCUGGUUCAACCAAGAAAGAGCUAUAGAAUAAGAAGAUUGACACUUACAUUACUCAUUACUUCAGCAGUUAUGUAAGUCUGGUCUUUAAUGACCAUUGUGUCUACAUCAAGUUCAUAACUUUUCACCUUUACAAUCUGCUUGGUUUUUUUUGUACUUAUUAGAUAGACAGCCUAGAGUGAGAAGUUAAAGGUCCAAUUAAGUAAAGAUCUAAAUAAAAGCCAGAAUACAAGGGAAAA